UUAUGAGUUCUAGGUUUGUCAACAUUCGAAACACAAUUGGCUUUGGUUAUCAGCAAAAUAAAUAAAUUCGAAAUUCUGAACAUUUGGCGAAAAUGCCGCCCAAGCGACCGGGUAAAAAGAAAAAGGAUGUGGACUGGGCCGCCGAUGAGAACUUCACCAAGGAUCGAUCCAUGAUCUACAUCGAGCACACGUACGAGUGUCCCAUUUUCCAGACCAAGGCCGACGAGUGCGGCACAUUCCUCACCCAACGGAUUCCGGAGCGCAAGUUCCAGCUGGUGAAGAACCGAAACGGACGCCAGGUUCCCCGGGAAGGAGCCUUCGAGAUAACGUUCUCGCAAAAUGCCCGCACCUCGGAGCACUUGCUGUGGUCCGGCCUGGAUAAGGGACCGCCGCGUCGGGACAAGUUCCCUUUGGAGUACGAGAUACUGGUGCCCGACGUGAACAGGAUACUCAAGAAAUUCUAUCCCGACAAGGCGGUGGGCGUGGCUGAUGAUGACGAGGAGGAGAAUGAGGACAUGUAAACAUUGGCGGCACUUUGUGCCCUAAAUUAUUAUAAAGUCUUUACCAUAACAAUGGCUAAUACAUGGCGGCAAAUGUAAACAAUCAGCCAGAGACCUGUUGGAGCAACUUUAAGACGUCAUCCGCCCACGGGAAAAAUGCUCGGCGAUUAGUGCGAUUCUUCUUCGCCUUUUGUGUGCGGAAUAUUGCUCGUAUUGUUGAUGCCCCCGACUGACGUGCUGACAUCGCAGUUUGACAGCUCCUUUCAAAAGUUAAAUGCUUAAAUCGACCAGAAUAAUUAAGCAAAUACAAUACUGGCACAUUAGCAGCGACACGA
Messenger RNA from Drosophila erecta, 835 nucleotides. RefSeq names its product selenoprotein BthD. Gene Ontology annotation, cellular component: Golgi apparatus. NCBI's taxonomy places the organism in Eukaryota, Metazoa, Arthropoda, Insecta, Diptera, Drosophilidae. The coding region runs from base 93 to 521 and encodes 142 amino acids. The record is from RefSeq and is a predicted model, not a curated record. The transcript has a single exon.